AUGUCUGGUGGGCGCAAUAGAAUGCAAGGUGGAAAUACCGAGAGUCAAGCGUCUGCUGUGCCGCAGGGAGAUGGUCAGAGGAGAGCGACGCCGGAGUUGGAGGUUGUCACAGGUCAACCCGCCGCGACCCGCAGAAGAGCGGAGGAGGCGCGGCGACCAGAGUGGACCAUGAGCAGCACCGUAAGGGACAUCCUGCUGGAGGGAAGCAAUGGAAUGGCCAAAAUGAAGCUCAAUGAUUUCAUUCGGGAUUAUGUUGGCGGCGGGGCAGCCGUUGAUGAAGACCACAAUGUUACGAUGGAGGUGUUUUUCCAUAAGCCGGAUGAUUACGUACAAGACCAGCAGCUUUUUGAUGAGAUUCAUAAUUUAACAGAGUACCAAGGGCUAGAAGGGAGGGGGAUACUAUUGGAGGCUACUACUAGGCUUGAAGGAGAAGGCGUGUUCAUUCUUGAAGAAUGGAGGGACUUUGGAAGAAAGGCUACGGUCGCUCUUUUUGCAAGGAAAAAACUGGACAAAGUUCUCACCCAAGUACUGGAAGAAAAUAUGCUUGAGGCAAGAGGAAGAGCAUGGCAGCAACGAGAAAUAGAAUUUAAGAUUCCCACUAAUAUCGAAGAUGUACUGUUUAAAGGUAGUCCUCGCUUCAUGGAAAUAAAGCUGAAUGAUUUUCUUGCGUUGGAAUUGUGCGGCUGGGGCAUUUUGCGCGCCAAUCGGAAUGUCUUGUUGAAGGAGUUUUUCCGGGAACCCUCGAAGUAUAUCCGUGAUGCGGGAGUAUUGGCCGAAGUACAGGCAUCAGUUUAUUAUGUGUUGAUGGAUAUUGCCGUAUGGAAUGAAAUGGUUUUUGAUGAGGAUAUACGCAAGCUUCACGAGAAUGGUGUACACAAACUAUUUGAGUGGUCAGAAGCUGCUGCGGACGUAAAAGCAAGUGUUGAACGCAUCACUAAACAGUUUUUGGAUGCAGCCGUCAU
Messenger RNA from Trypanosoma cruzi, 962 nucleotides. RefSeq names its product retrotransposon hot spot (RHS) protein, putative. The record is from RefSeq and is a predicted model, not a curated record. Lineage: Eukaryota; Euglenozoa; Kinetoplastea; Trypanosomatida; Trypanosomatidae. The annotation marks the transcript as partial. The transcript has a single exon.